Messenger RNA from Dictyostelium purpureum, 490 nucleotides. RefSeq lists its product as uncharacterized. Bases 142 to 375 code for a protein of 77 amino acids. The record is from RefSeq and is a predicted model, not a curated record. NCBI's taxonomy places the organism in Eukaryota, Evosea, Eumycetozoa, Dictyosteliales, Dictyosteliaceae. The transcript has a single exon.
AUUUUAAAAAAAAGAAUGUUUAUUUUAUUUUUUAGGUGGUUAGAAUUUUUUGGUUAUUUUACUUGCACCGUCAUAGAAAUCUAAUCUUUUUAUAAACUGGGAUAGGAUAUCAAUAUCACUAUCAUCGCCAUCAUUGCUAUCAUGGCUAUCAUCGCUAUCAUUGCUAUCAUCGCUAUCAUCGCUAUCAUCGCCAUCAUUGCUAUCAUCGCUAUCAUUGCUAUCAUCGCCAUCAUUGCUAUCAUCGCUAUCAUCGCUAUCAUCGCCAUCAUUGCUAUCAUCGCUAUCAUUGCUAUCAUCGCCAUCAUUGCUAUCAUCGCCAUCAUCGCUAUCAUCUCUAUCAUCGCUAUCAUCAUCUUCACUGCUAUCAAAAUAUAAGCUUGCUGAGUUUGGAUCGAUUGAGUCCAAAUCAUAUCCUUCAUAUAUUCCAUAAUAGAGCGCAAUUGCUUUUCCUCUAAGUUCUCUUAUCGCAUGUUUAAAACGGACAUCUUUU